AUGUCAUUGUCGAAACUUGAAUCGUUACCCAACGAAAUUUUGAUGGAUUUUCUAGAAAAACAUGCCAAUGGUGUCGAUAUACUAGUGGCAUUUGCCAAACAGCUCAAUAGUCGCAUCGAUGGUCUCAUUGCUCAAUGUCAACAACUUCGAUUCGAUUUUAUUCGUUGUCGAAAGGAUAAUUUUCUGCUUUGUGUAAGUCUAUUUCCCUUAUUGAUUGACAAAAUCAGUGAAUUAGCCUUAUUAGAAUGGGAUACACCAGGUCAAAUUAAUACUUUUCUCUCGUUCUUUCCAUCAUUCAGACCAUUUAAAACUCUUCGUACAUUAUAUUUUCAUUUCGAUGCCGCAACCAUUACCUCGAAAGAAGUAGAUAAAGCUCUUGGGUCAUUGAGAAAUCUGAAGAAUCUAAACACUUUGUCCAUUAAAGUGGCACAUGCAUUAGAAGCACCACUAAUGAGGAUUAUUGUUGAACUAUUCUGUUUACCAACGUUAAAACGACUCUCAGUUGCUAUUGGAGAGUGUAAAUCAGAAUGGACGUUUAUGAAUCCUUGGAUACCAGAUUCAUUCAAUAUUGAACAUUUGACUAUUACAGGUAUGCCUUUUCAAUGGAAUGAUCUACAAUUGAUAAUUCAGUGUUCUCGUCAUCUUCGAUACGUUAAUGUUCGAUUAACCAAGACACGACUGUAUCUUUCUCAAGAAGGAAUAUCAAUCCAACUGGAUUAUGUACCAAAUCUUCAGACAUUAAUUUUACAUUUUGAAGAAGACGAUCCGACAACGUUUGACAUGGUUGCGAAACUUUUGCGAGCUACAUAUAAUAUUUGCUGGUUAGAACUAACUGUCCAUGAUGCUUUGAUCAAAGCCAGUGCUUGGGAACACCUCAUUCAAAAUGCAUUACCACAUUUGACACAUUUUUUGCUGAGAACAAGUUCAUAUCGUCUAAAGAAGCGUAUUCUUGAAGAAGUACUCAUCUCUUUCCGAACAUCAUUCUGGGUUGCAAAGAACAAUUUUUACAUAUUGAUCUUAGAUGAUGAACAUCUACUGAAUAGCAAAGAUACAAUGAAUCAUAUCUGUGGCCGAAAACAACAGACAUCGAAUCAUGAAAACACAGAAUUUCGAACAGCAUUAGUACAUCCAAUCAACAGUAAUAUCUCUCCAACAAGCACUAUCACAAGUCUAUAUUUCGGUAGGAAUUCCUCGCUUCUUUUAUGUCAAUAUUCGUUUGACAACGUUCGAUAUCUUGUUAUCGAUUAUCCAGAGAAAAAUCUCGUACAAUGGAUAACUAAAUAUGUCAAUUGUUUAAGAAUUGAAGAACUCGAUAUUUCAUCAUGUAAACACGAUCAAAUGAUAGCCAUUUCACUAGUGACGCACACUAAAAAUAUUAAAUCACUCAAAUUGAACGCUAAUCAAUUGAUUGCGUAUCAAAGAUUAAACCUCGGAAGAAACAGCCAACUAAAAUCUCUCGCUGUAUUAUAUGUUCAAGAGACUUUUAAUGAAAAUAUGAUUCAAACUAUUGGUCGCCUAUUUCCUCGUAUCGAACACAUGGUGAUUGGCAUGCUGAAUCUAGACAAUAUUCCAAUGCUAGGUACAUAUUUGCCUUAUCUUCGCAGUCUUACUAUUAACAUUCUUGGUCAAACCUUCAAACCAUUCUAUAGUUUUGAAAAGAAAAUAGAGAGCUAUGAAUGGCAAACGAAAAGUAAAUUUCUAUUACAACGCGAUGGACACUGGGCUACCAUUUGGCUUGAUUCAGCGGCAUUCGAAAAAACCUUUUGGAACAUUUCUGAAAGAAAUUUAUGUUCAUCCGUUAAAAGAUCAGUAGCGACAAAUGAUAAUCGAAAAAAGAGAUUCAAAUCCUAAUUAGCUUGCUUCAAAUAAUUGUUUCUACAAUAUAAUUGUAGGAUAAUAAUAUACGUGUAAAUAGAAGAAUCAUUAUUUCUGUUGACUUUUCGUUUUUUUCUUCUCGAUACAAAUUUGGUGUUUGAGUGUGUAGGGGGGAGGGGGGGGGGGGGGGUAGGGGGGUUGGAGGGUG
This is a messenger RNA of Rotaria sp. Silwood2, 2023 nucleotides long. The record is from the annotation of a GenBank genome assembly. NCBI's taxonomy places the organism in Eukaryota, Metazoa, Rotifera, Eurotatoria, Philodinida, Philodinidae.